UCCAGGAACUUGCCCAUUAAUCCUUUUAGUCCUAUCAAGGCUAAAUUUAUCUGCAGUUGAAAUUUAACCUUGAAUUUCAUGAGAAUCCUUCCAGCAGUGUCACCUUAGAGCCCUGGGGGUGGAUCUGGGACAGAAUUCCGGGUACAAAUCACAGCAAGGAUCCUGCCUAAGGCAUUUAUUCCUCAUUUUUUGGGCAGGUUUUGUUUUAUUCCUCAUUUUUUGGGCAGGUUUGGGUUUUAUUCCUCAUUUUUUUGGGCAGGUUUUGUUUUAUUCCUCAUUUUUUGGGCAGGUUUGGGUUUUAUUCCUCAUUUUUUUGGGCAGGUUUUGUUUUAUUCCUCAUUUUUUUGGGCAGGUUUUGUUUUAUUCCUGAUUUUUUUGGGCGUGUUCGGGUUUUAUUCCUCAUUUUUUGGGGCACAUUUUGUUUUAUUCCUCAUUUACUGGGCAGGUUUUGUUUUAUUCCUCAUUUUUUGGGCAGGUUUGGGUUUUAUUCCUCAUUUUUUGGGCAGGUUUGGGUUUUAUUCCUCAUUUUUUGGGCAGGUUUGGGUUUUAUUCCUCACUUUUUGGGCAGGUUUGGGUUUUAUUCCUGAUUUUUUUGGGCAGGUUUGGGUUUUAUUCCUGAUUUUUUUGGGCACGUUUGGGUUUUAUUCCUCAUUUUUUGGGCAGGUUUGGGUUUUAUUCCUCAUUUUUUGGGCAGGUUUGGGUUUUAUUCCUCACUUUUUGGGCAGGUUUGGGUUUUAUUCCUGAUUUUUUUGGGCAGGUUUGGGUUUUAUUCCUGAUUUUUUUGGGCACGUUUGGGUUUUAUUCCUCAUUUUUUGGGCAGGUUUGGGUUUUAUUCCUCAUUUUUUGGGCAGGUUUGGGUUUUAUUCCUCACUUUUUGGGCAGGUUUGGGUUUUAUUCCUGAUUUUUUUGGGCAGGUUUGGGUUUUAUUCCUGAUUUUUUUGGGCACGUUUGGGUUUUAUUCCUCAUUUUUUGGGCAGGUUUGGGUUUUAUUCCUCAUUUUUUGGGGCACAUUUUGUUUUAUUCCUCAUUUUUUCGGCAGGUUUUGUUUUAUUCCUCAUUUUUUGGGGCACAUUUUGUUUUAUUCCUCAUUUAUUGGGCAGGUUUGGGUUUUAUUCCUGAUUUUUCAGGCACGUUUGGGUUUUAUUCCUCAUUUUUGGGCACAUUUUGUUUUAUUCCUCAUUUUUUUGGGCAGGUUUUGUUUUAUUCCUGAUUUUUUUGGGCGUGUUCGGGUUUUAUUCCUCAUUUUUUGGGGCACAUUUUGUUUUAUUCCUCAUUUAUUGGGCAGGUUUUGUUUUAUUCCUCAUUUUUUGGGCAGGUUUGGGUUUUAUUCCUCAUUUUUUGGGCAGGUUUGGGUUUUAUUCCUCAUUUUUUGGGCACGUUUGGGUUUUAUUCCUCAUUUUUUGGGCAGGUUUGGGUUUUAUUCCUCAUUUUUUUGGGCAGGUUUUGUUUUAUUCCUGAUUUUUUUGGGCGUGUUCGGGUUUUAUUCCUCAUUUUUUGGGGCACAUUUUGUUUUAUUCCUCAUUUAUUGGGCAGGUUUUGUUUUAUUCCUCAUUUUUUGGGCAGGUUUGGGUUUUAUUCCUCAUUUUUUGGGCAGGUUUGGGUUUUAUUCCUCAUUUUUUGGGGCACAUUUUGUUUUAUUCCUCAUUUAUUGGGCAGGUUUGGGUUUUAUUCCUCAUUUUUUGGGCAGGUUUGGGUUUUAUUCCUCAUUUUUUGGGCAGGUUUGGGUUUUAUUCCUCACUUUUUGGGCAGGUUUGGGUUUUAUUCCUGAUUUUUUUGGGCAGGUUUGGGUUUUAUUCCUGAUUUUUUUGGGCACGUUUGGGUUUUAUUCCUCAUUUUUUGGGCAGGUUUGGGUUUUAUUCCUCAUUUUUUGGGCACAUUUUGUUUUAUUCCUCAUUUUUGGGGCAGGUUCGGGUUUUAUUCCUCAUUUUUUUGGGGCACAUUUUGUUUUAUUCCUCAUUUAUUGGGCAGGUUUGGGUUUUAUUCCUCAUUUUUUUGGGCACAUUUGGGUUUUAUUCCUCAUUUUUUCGGCAGGUUUUGUUUUAUUCCUCAUUUUUUUGGGCAGGUUUUGUUUUACUCCUGAUUUUUUGGGGCAUAUUUGAGUUUUAUUCCUGAUUUUUUUGGGCGUAUUUAGGAGGUGCUGGGUUUUAUUCCUGAUUUUUUUUGGGCACGUUUGGGUUUUUUUCCUGAUUUUUUUUUUUUUGGGCACGUUUGGGUUUUUUUUCCUGAUUUUUUUGGGCAUGUUUGAGUUUUAUCCCUGAUUUAUUGUUUUUGGGGUUAAGUUUGAGUUUUAUCCCUGAUUUAUUUUUUUUUGGGGGGGGUGGGGGGCAUAUUUAGGCAGUCACCAAAUCCCUGCGGAUGCUCCAGGUUUUCCCCAGGAAUAGGAAUUAAAUUGUUAACAGCAUCCCAAAUAACAGCACUGCUUUUUUUAGGGUUUGCAAAUCACAUUUUCCCACCUCCCUCUCCUUAACUCGAGGCUCUGCUCUUUUAGCUGUGGCAAGAAAAGCAGGAUAACUCUUCAUCAUCCAGAAUAAAAUCUGGGAAAAGUUUUGCUGGAAGCUGUUUGAUCCCUAAUUCUGUGUUUUCCCAGUUUUCCCCUGCACUGGGACACCAGUUUGUGCUGGGGGGGGGGAUUUAAUUUUAAAAUUUAAAAUUUUAAAAUAUUCCUAAAAUUUUCAUCAGGAUCCAGAGUUUUGCCUGGGUGGGAAUUGCUGUGGAUCUCUGGGGAAUGCCCUGCUGGGAUUCCUGGAUGCACUGAGUUCAAUCUUUCCCUGGUGGAUGUUUAUUAUUUAUUUAUUAUUUUAUUUUAUUUUUUUUUUUAAAUCCCUGGCAUGAUCUCCCAUCCACACCUUGGAGUUGUUCUCUGCCCAUGAAAAUCAGGAAUUUCCAUCAGAGCCUUGGAAACUGUGGAGUGAACUGAUCCUUCCUUGGGCUGGGAUUGUUUUGGGGAGCCAAAUCCUGAGCUCAGUGCUGCUCUCCUGCCUCAGCUGGGAAUUCCUGCCCAGCACCGAGGAGAUUUGGAGAUGCUGAGUGGGUUUUUGUUGGAGGGAAUCUCGUGGAGCUGAUUCCAGGUUAUCCAGGAAAAAAAAAAACAAAAAAAAACAAAAACAAAACAAAAAGCAGGAUCACAGAUAAGGCAGAGCUCCGGGGGUUGGAGGUUUUUUUGGUUUUAUUUUUUUUUUGAGUGUUUUAAAUCCCUGUUUUCCUGCCUCUUCCUCUUUGAGCUGUUUGGUUUGUGUGGAUGGAAGAGGGAGGCCAUAAAUCCCCAAGGAUAACAGAUUGGGAACAUCCUGCUGCUGUGGAACUCCAGUUUCCAGCCUGGAUGAGAAUCCAAAGGACCACGAUGGGCAUCCUGGAAUAUUGGGGUGUUCAUCUGCAUCCGCUGUGCUGGGAUCCACAGGAAUCUGGGAGUUCACAUAUCCAGGGUCAAAUCUGUCAACCUCGACCAGUGGACACAGGAACAGAUUCAGUGCGUGCAGGAGAUGGGGAAUGGCAAAGCCAAUCGUCUGUACGAAGCCUACCUGCCCGAGAACUUCCGGAGGCCCCAGACAGACCAAGCUGUGGAGAGUUUUAUCCGGGAUAAAUAUGAGAAAAAGAAAUAUAUGGACAGAAGCAUCGACAUCAGCGCCUUCAGGAAAGAAAAAGACGACAAAUGGAAAAGGAGCAACGAGUCAGAAAGAAAACUGGAACCCAUAAUCUUUGAGAAGGUGAAAAUGCCUCAAAAGAAAGACGAAACGCAGCAAUCCAGGAAAAGUUCCCCCAAAUCUGAGCCAGUCAUGGAUUUGCUGGGCCUGGACGCUCCGGUGACAACGGCCGUCACCAACGGCAGGCCCAGCAGCCUGGAGAAGGAUCUGGAUCUCUUUGCAUCCAUGGGAUCCAGCUCAGACUCCAGGAAGGUCGUUGGCUCCAUGCCAACCUCUGGAAGCGCCGGCUCCGUUCCCGAAAAUCUGAAUCUCUUCCCGGAGCCUGGAGGCAAAGGGGAGGAAGUGGGGAAGAAGCAGCUCUCCAAAGACUCCAUCCUGUCCCUGUAUGGCUCCCAAACAUCCCAGGUGCCAGCACAAGGAGCGAUGUUCAUGGCGCCAGCUCAGCUGGGUUAUCCCACCUCUCCCUACCCCGGAUUCCCAGGAGUUCCCCCUUCCAGCAGCAUCAUGGGGGGCAUAAUGGCCCCAUCCGUGGGGAUGCUGGCCCAGCCUGGAGCUGCUGGCAUGGUGGCCCCCGUGGCUAUCCCAGCAGGCUACGUGGGCAACGUGCUGGGCGUUCCCAACGGGAUGAUGGGGGCCCAGCAGCCCGGCUACGUGGCCGGAGUGGCCGCGGUGCCCCAGCCCGUGUACGGCGUGCAGCCAGCACAGCAGCUGCAGUGGAACCUCGCCCAGGUGACCCAGCAGAUGGCUGGGAUGAACUUCUAUGGAGCCAAUGGAAUGAUGGGCUAUGGACAGUCCAUGGGAGGAGGAGGAGGAGGAGGAGGAGGAGCAGCCCAGGGCAGCAAUCCCUCCCUCAGCUCCCCACUGUGGAAAUGAUCCCUCGCUCCCAUUGACCAUUUCUGCCUUUGUUCUGUUCUCCAAACCUGCUCCAUGAGACAUUCAGGGUUUUUGCUUUCAGGUUCGGGGAGCCAACCUCAACCUGAAUUUAUUCUUUUUUUUUUUAUUUCUUUUUUUUUUUUUUUUCUUUCCCCCCCCCCCCGAUCCCUGAGCUGCAUCUCUGCCUUUCCACUGUCACAGCCACGGGGACAGCUCGGUGGCCAGGCCAGGAGCACACCCCAUCCUCAGCACAGUCAAUGCACACAGGGGAGGGGAUCCCUCCCUGCACUGAGCUCCACCAGAGCUCCUGGGUAGCACUUGAUGCCCUGCUGGGCACCUGGGCACAGGUGGAACUGGGAAAUCUGGACCGAAUCCCACCCGGAAAGAUGGGAUUUCUCACUUCAAUACCAGUGUUAGAUUUUUUUUUUUUAUUAUUAUUAUUAUUUUUUUUUUGGGGGGGGGGUGGGGAAAGGGGUGGGAAACCUCGUUUGGUGCCGAGGAACUGGAUUUAAGCCGAGCCCAGGGGCAAGCAAGCCUUGCUACCUCUUCCCUUGAGCGGAGCUCUCCCUGCUCCCAAUCUCCUUGGAACCAAAGUCCUUUGGGAAAAGCCCUGUCCCACCCCCCCUGAGCAAGCAGGAAUCUCGCCCAGAGUGGGGGCAAAAACCGAUGGAAUGUGAAAAAACUUGCACUGCAGAGUGAAUUUUCUGGCUGGUGUUGGGAUUUGGUGGAAUUUCACUUUUAACAACCUAACCAGAGUUAAUUCUCCAGGGCCCAGAGCCCUGUGCAAGUUUUCUUACGCUUUUAAAAGUUACUCUGAAAUCCUAAUUUAUACCUUUUUCAUGUUGGUUUUUUUUUUUUUUCCCUCCUGUUUUGUUUCGUUCUUCUUGUCGUUGUUCCUGUGUAAAAUCCUGGUUCUCUCCUUUCCUGGCUCGCUUGGGACAUUUUAAUCUUAAGCAGAUUUCUUUUCUCACCUCCAGUAGAACCCAAAACUGCUUCAAAAGUCAGCAAGAAGUCGGACUUGUGGUCUGCUCUCUCCUGUGGAUAUGUAAAUUCCCAAAUAAAAUAUUGCAGUGGA
Messenger RNA from Cinclus cinclus, 5589 nucleotides. It is a transcript of the gene SMAP2, whose product is annotated as small ArfGAP2. Bases 3480 to 4514 code for a protein of 344 amino acids. NCBI's taxonomy places the organism in Eukaryota, Metazoa, Chordata, Aves, Passeriformes, Cinclidae. The transcript has 10 exons. Gene Ontology annotation, molecular function: GTPase activator activity. The record is from RefSeq and is a predicted model, not a curated record.